AUGAAAGCUUCCUCGAUCCUGCUCAUCUUCCCACAAAUCCCUUUCCAGACGAUGCUGCGCGACUCGGACGGAGUGAUGUUGAGGCUGCUGGGACUCCUCGUCCUGUCCUCCCUCUGCUCAGCCAUGCUGCGACGAAACCCUGCCAAAAUGGAGUCCAGUGAAGAGGACGGCUCCACCUCGGACCCCAACACCUUCCACUGGUCUGGCUCAGAUGAGGGGGGGCCUUCUGAGUCAUCGGAGGAAACUUCUAACUGGUCACCUGUCUCUCGCAGCGGCCCCCUGCCGAUGCCCCCUGCACAACCAUGGCCACCCAGCGGCAACAUGACCGAUGGCCCCCACAAGCUCCGGAUGCUGGACGAAACCAACCAGAUGACGCCACUCAUGCCUGAUACAUCGAUCUGCGACAUGCUGCUGAACGCAGCGGUACCACCGCCUAUGGACCAGAUUCCAUUUUUCUGCAUCUGUUCGCACUGUAAAGGCACCAUGGGACCCAAAGGAGAUCGUGGAGACCGGGGUCCUCCAGGUGAACCUGGGAGUCCUGGGAGAAGAGGAAUGAUGGGGUUCAAAGGUCGAGCAGGAUUCACAGGCCCUCAGGGGAUGAAGGGUCAGAAGGGAGACCUGGGGGAGAAAGGGCAGACCGGCCCCGUCGGUUUCACCGGGACAAAGGGCGAGCGAGGCUUGAAAGGGGAGAAAGGGGACCGAGGAUUGAUAGGGCCUGAGGGUGCACAGGGCCCCCAGGGAGAAACCGGGACAUGCCCUGCCUCCUGUGAGAGUGUCCAGGGUCCACCAGGUGUACAAGGCCUCCCUGGACCAGCUGGAGCCCGCGGCUUACCUGGGGUCAAGGGAGAUGUGGGACCCAAAGGUCUUAUGGGUGAUAAAGGUGACAUGGGUACACCUGGUGUCCCCGGGAUAAAUGGCAAGAAGGGUGAUCAAGGUGAGCGGGGGGUAUGUGAGUGCACAGAUGGGAUGGGCGGCGCUGAGGGGAGACCAGGAGAAAAGGGGGCUAAAGGGGACAAAGGUGACAUUGGUGGCCAAGGUUUACAGGGCCCCAUUGGGCCAAAAGGCAACCAGGGCAUUAUUGGUCUCAUUGGACCACCUGGUCCCUGCUCCCCAGCCAUCCAAUCAGCAUUCACCGCACUCAUCAACCAGUCGUUUCCUACUAGCAACUGGCCCAUAGCUUUCCCAAUUGUAAUUACCAACCAGCAAGGGCACUUCAACCCCCUCGCUGGCAUCUACACAGCUCCUGUCAACGGCACCUACGUCUUCUCCUACAACCUUGCGGUCGCCUUCAGGAUGCUUAAAGUUGGCCUGUUCCGUAACCUCUACCCUGUAAUCAGAACAACAGAAGGAAACGACCAAGCCACCACCAGCCAGACUAUCGUCCUCCACCUCACUAUGGGAGACCAGGUGUGGCUGCAGGUGAAGAAUUCUGAGACUAACGGCCUUCACACCGACACUGAGAGCAGCAGCACGUUCUCUGGGUAUCUGCUGCACCCUGACUCUUGCGAAAUUCCCUUGGGCCGACAUCACCUGCAACCAAAGACGUUUAAGUGGGAAGACUUUGGCUGGGAUGGUCCACAAGGCACUAAUACUCUUCUACCAUAG
Molecule: messenger RNA, 1605 nt
Organism: Seriola dumerili (greater amberjack)
Lineage: Eukaryota; Metazoa; Chordata; Actinopteri; Carangiformes; Carangidae
Product: collagen alpha-1(X) chain-like
Exons: 5
Coding region: 1-1605 (534 amino acids)
Molecular function (GO): protein binding
Source: RefSeq, a predicted model, not a curated record